GUUUCGGCAGAAAAACUUUCUCCACCAUCGGUGUAGACCACGUCUGCACCCGGUCGCGGCUAUAGCACCACAGCGAGGUACUAUAAUUUGUGGUAGUACCGCAUUGUAAACGCGUCCGCUUUCAGAGAUCUUCGGUACUUCGCGGGUCUUCGUUGAAAGUGAAACUCGUCGACAGUACCACUUCCCAAAGUACCUUUAAUUAUUUUUUUCCGAAAUCGAGGAAUUUCUAUUUUUUUCGAAAAUUACGUGAAAAAAAAUCGGGUAGUACUCUUUUCGAGUACUUACUAUUUUAAAGGGUUUUACGAAUUUUUCGUGUUUUUUUUUGAUUAUUUAGAAUAGAAAAAUUGGAUUUUUUUGUGGUGAUUUAGGCAGGAAAGGACUUGAGUGAAGUCCUGAGAAACUAUGGGUACUUCUAGAGUUUUAAGGAGUUUCACUAUAUGGGCAACAAGCAUAUUGAUCUUCUCCACUACCACACUGUGUUCCACUAACUUCAACGUAACAUCCUACAUUAACAAUCUUCCUGAAGAUGUCAAGCCUGCAGUGCAAAAAGCAUUCCAUAUGGAGAAAGAAUCCGAAGACAGUACCACCGUAGACACUUGCAAAACUGAAGAUAACUUUAAUUGCCCUCCUAGUAAAUACAGAACCACUUCAGGGGAGUGUAAUAACGUGAGACAUCCCACAUGGGGUACUAGAGGAUCGCCAUUUUUGAGACUGUUACCUCCUACAUACGCUGACGGGAAAUCACUGCCUAGAGAAUCGUUCGAUAGCAUUCCUCUACCGACAUCAGUGGAUGUAGCGAAGGAAAUUCAAAAAAUUCCCGCCAAAGCUCACGAUUCUCUCACUGCCCUCUUGGGAGCGUGGAGCGAACUACUGUUGCACGAUUUAGCGAGUACCGGAAAUCUGAAAAGCAAGGACUGUUGUAAGGGUACUGCCAGGUUUAAUCAGGAGUGUUAUCCGUUGGUUCAAAAAGGUUCUUGUAAGGAGUAUUUGAGGACGCUGCCUUCAAUGGAUAUGGAAAAAUGCAAUUUUGCUUACAGAAACCAAAUGAACUUAGCCUCAGCUUUUCUCGAUGGUUCUGCCAUCUACGGAAACACAGAUUUAACUGUAGAAAACCUGAGAACUUACGAUGCAGGCCUUGUAAAUGUAUCAGCCUGUACUGCCUGUCAGUCCAACGCACUGUACUCCGCCAUUUUGCGAGAGCACAAUCGAAUUGCUCUAGGAUUGGCUCAACUAAACAGACAUUGGACUGACGAUGUCGUUUUCUAUGAGAGCAAAAGAAUCGUAACUGCUGAAAUACAACAUAUCACUUACAACGAGUUCCUACCCACUGUUUUAGGCGAAGAAACUACAUCAAAUUCAGACCUAAAACUCCAAACCCAUGGAAGAUACUCUAAAUAUUCCAGCUCUAAAAGAGCGGGGAUCUAUAACGAAGUUGCUAUGGGUGCUUUACCAGCUUUGCUAUCCAUGCUUCCCAAUAGAUUGCUCAACGAAAGUGCUCAAACAUUUGCCGAAAUGGUCGAUAUCUUGAUCAGUCUUCCUGCACAAACACCCAGCGUCCAUAUGAUGGUACCACUUCGCAAAAACUGGGAUACUUCAGCUUUAUUUAUUCACAUGGGACGAGAUCACGGUAUCUCGGGCUACACGAGCUAUAUUCAGUAUUGUAGUAACACCACCUACAGUCUAAGACCUGGUUUCGAAGAUUUAUCACCCCUGAUUAGUCCUGAAAACAUUCAAAAACUCAAAAAACUCUACGGAAGUCCUGAUAACAUUGAUCUUAUUGUUGGAGCAAUUUUAGAAACUCCUCUUCCUGGAGCUGUCGUAGGACCAACCUUUAACUGUCUUCUAAAAGAACAAUUCUCCUUACUUAAAGAAUCUGACAGAUUUUGGUAUGAAAAUGAUCUACCUCCCAGCUCUCUGACAGCUGACCAAAUCAAACAAAUUAAGAAAGUGAGUUUGGCAGGGCUUCUGUGCGCCAACACGGAUGAUUUGGACAGGAUCCAACCAAAGGCUUUUGUUCAGGAGGAUGUUUUCUUGAAUACUAGGAUCAGUUGUGAGCAGUAUUCACUGCCAGACUUGUCAGAGUGGGUUGAGAUGGACUACAUGGCUGAUUUGAGUGGGGACUUGCUUAUGGAAGCUCUGGCAAAAGCCGAACAGGAAGUUUUGGCCAGGAGAAAAAUGGAAUAUAAAGUUUUUACUGAAAUUGGAGGGGUAGACCCGAAAUCACCUCAAGGAAUAGCAGCGUCGUUUAGCAAAGCUAACACAAACGCCUUAAAAUUAGCAAACACCUCACUAUUAUUUGAGUUUGCCUCAAACGAAAUAGUUAACUCUUUACUGCAUAGAAGAAGAAGACGUCAAUUAUUUGACAGUCAAGCUUUUGCUUCAGUUUUUAGAGACGAUAUCAGUGAAGGACUUCAAAACGUAGAUAUUUCUUCAAUUAUACCACCUCACGUAUUCGAUGUUGAUCUUCAAUGUGAAGAUAGUGGACCUUGUGAUGCUUCCUCUCCUUAUAGAUCUUAUACAGGAUAUUGUAACAACUUGAAACACCCGAAAUAUGGUCAAGGGUUGACCACGUUCAAUAGGUUACUACCCAGCGCGUAUGAUGACGGUAUCUCCAAACCAAGGGUUGUAGGAGCCACUGGAGUGCCUCUACCUAACCCUAGACUCAUUUCCAGGACUAUUCAUCCAGAUAUAAGCAACUUGCACAAAAGGUACUCGCUGAUGGUGAUGCAAUACGCUCAAUUUUUGGAUCAUGAUCUCACAUUCACUCCCAUUCAUAAAGGUUUUGAUGAAUCAAUUCCAAGUUGUAGACCAUGUGACAGUGCUAGAACGGUUCAUCCAGAAUGUGACCCUAUCCCAAUCCCACCAGGCGAUAGCCACUAUCCAGAAUUCAAUAUCACCACAGGAAAACAAAUUUGCUUGCCUUUCAUGAGGUCGUUACCGGGGCAACAGCACCUAGGUCCCAGAGAACAGGUCAAUCAGAACUCAGCCUAUCUUGAUGGCUCUGUGGUUUACGGAUCAAGCCGUUGUGCUUUGUCUAAACUGAAGGGAAAUAAUGGUAAAAUGAACGUCACUGAACGACCAAGAGGCAAAGAUCUACUUCCUAGAGACGAUAAACAGGCUGAAUGUAGGUCAGCUUCUGGGUUGUGCUUUGUAGCUGGUGAUGGCAGAGCUUCGGAACAACCAGGCCUAAUGAUGAUCCAUACUUUUUACAUGAGAGAGCAUAACAGACUCAUGGAAGGAUUACAAAGAGUAAAUCCACACUGGGAUCAUCACCAGGUCUUUGAACAGUCAAGAAAAAUCCUUAUUGCAGGCUUACAACAUACAACCUAUAACGAAUUUCUUCCUAGAAUUUUAGGAUGGAACGCCAUGAACCUUUAUGGUCUGAAGCUUCUUCCUCAAGGAUAUUAUAAGGAAUAUAAUCCCAACUGUAAUCCUGCGAUCUUCACUGAGUUUGCUACAGCUGCUUACAGGAUAGGGCAUUCGCUUUUGCGACCACAUAUCCCCAGGAUGGAUAACAACUACCAAAUUGUCGAGCCUCCAUUGUUGUUGAGGGACUUCUUUUUCAACACUGACUACAUGAUGAACGAAGGUUUAGUAGAUCAGAUGGCCAGAGGGUUGGUUUCAACUCCAAUGGAAACUUUGGACCAGUUCAUAACAGGAGAAGUAACCAACCACUUGUUCGAAGACAAAAAAAUACCGUUUUCCGGAGUAGAUUUGGUGGCAUUGAACAUCAAAAGAGCCAGGGACCAUGGUGUCCCUUCCUACAAUAACUACAGGGCUCUAUGCAACCUAAAAAGAGCAACAUCCUUUGAGGAUUUAGCCAGAGAAAUACCCCUCGAGAUCAUCGAGAGGUUCAAAUCUAUUUACCCUACGGUAGAUGACAUUGACCUCUUCCCAGGAGGUAUGAGCGAGAGACCUCUUAAGGGAGGUAUAGUAGGACCUACUUUCGGUUGUAUCAUAGCAAUUCAGUUCAGGCAAUUAAGGAAAUGUGACAGAUUCUGGUAUGAGAACGAAGAUCCAACUGUAAGGUUUACCGAACAACAGUUAGCUGAGAUUAGGAAGAUUACCUUGGCUAAAGUGUUGUGUGAGAACACUGAUACUCACAGUGAUAUGCAGAGGUCUGUGUUUGAUUUACCUUCAAACUUUUUGAAUCCCAGAGUACCAUGUAAUUCUUUACCAACCAUUGAUUUCAACGCUUGGAGGGAGACCAGUUCAGGACAGGGUUGCAAUAUUGGAGGUAGACAUGUACAAAUUGGAGAAAGUGCCUUCCCUAGUCCCUGUACUAGUUGUAUUUGUACAAUAGAGGGGGCAAAUUGUGCGUCUCUAAAAGUGAACGAUUGUACAAGACUGCUCAGAGAAUGGUCAAAAGACACUAUUCUACAGGACGAAGUCUGCACAGCACAGUGCGGGUUCUUGUUUAAAGGUGGUACCAGGGAUGUACCCUUCGGACUGGUACCGCCUCCACCACUGGCGAGGUCUAUGAGGAACAGGAAUGUGAACAGACCACCGAGAUUCCCUUCUAGUACCAACAUAGAUUUCAGUGGAUUUAAAUUCCCUAAUUUAUCACCAUUUAUCUCAAAAUGAAGUGUAUUGGUAUAAAAGGAUUAUAAAGGAUAUGAUUAAAAAAAACAGUGAUACAAAAAGCCAUAAUAUGUUAACUAUAUGUGAAUGAAACUAGCCCAUGAUCGUAGAGAAAAAAGAAUACUUAAUAAGUUAUUUAAGUAUUUUUUUAAAAAAGUUGUAUAGAAAAUGUGUAUAAGAAAAAUUGGGAAUUAUAAAAAAAUAACACAAAUAAAUAAAAAAAGAAAUUAGGAAGGAUUGUUUUACAAAUAUUUUGACAGUGCCUAAAUAUAAUGUAAGGA
Molecule: messenger RNA, 4862 nt
Organism: Sitophilus oryzae (rice weevil)
Lineage: Eukaryota; Metazoa; Arthropoda; Insecta; Coleoptera; Curculionidae
Exons: 14
Coding region: 403-4584 (1393 amino acids)
Biological process (GO): response to oxidative stress
Molecular function (GO): peroxidase activity; heme binding
Source: RefSeq, a predicted model, not a curated record